Messenger RNA from Cuscuta europaea, 1937 nucleotides. NCBI's taxonomy places the organism in Eukaryota, Viridiplantae, Streptophyta, Magnoliopsida, Solanales, Convolvulaceae. The record is from the annotation of a GenBank genome assembly.
ACUGCCAAAAUAUGUCAAUAAUUAGUCUUAUUUUGAUAAUAAAAUAAUGAUAAUCCUAUUUUAGAAUAUAAACAUUUUUAACCUUAUUUUGCUUAAUUUCUCAUUUUAUAAUGCCUAAAUUAAAUAAAGAAUGCAAUUGACUAUUCUCCUCAAGUCCCUAUAUAUAUAAGGAGUAUUUCAGAAGAAGAGGACGGAGUGGACGAGCAAAGAUUGGAGCUUUCUGAAAUUUGCGGUUCUGAUUCCAAAGAAUUCUGUGUAUUGGUACAUGAGCUGGUGAUUCGCUUCAUUCUUUGGAAUUGUACGUUCGUGCGAUAUAUUCACAGAGAGGAUCUAUUCGAAGUAUUGUGGUCUGUGGUGGUGGAUGAUCUAAAAUCAGUUGGUGGAAGACGGGAAGGAUGCGAGGAAGAAGAUGUGGAAAGAAAACCGGGACAGAGAAUCAGGCAAACUUCGCCCUAAUUUAUACUCCAGCCGAGUUAAGUUGAGCCGACUCGCUUCCCUUCAACUCUCCAAUCACAAAGAGUUCGUCUCCCCUCACCGCGCAUCCAUCAACUCUCUUCAGGUCAAGAGGGUGGUGGGUUGAUAGCUCAACAUAAACCCCUUUUCGUUGUUGACAAAAGGCAUGAACACGGACACAAGUAUUCCGUUUCUACGGCCAUAUGGUAUCCAGUUGACAAUGGGCUGUUCAUCACGGGUUCGUACGAUCAUCACAUUAAUGUAUGGGACACAAACACAACACAGGUGGCUGUUAAUUUCAAAAUGCCUGGAAAGGUUAAUAAGAGUGCCAUGUCUUCUGUGGCAACAUCUCAUAUGCUCAUUGCUGCUGCUACUGAAGAUGUACAAGUUCGGCUUUGUGAUAUAGCUUCAGGCGCCUUUGCUCACACUUUAUCCGGCCAUCACGAUGGAGUGAUGUCAGCCGAAUGGUCAGUUUCUAGUGAGUGGGUUCUGAUAACUGGGGGAUGUGAUGGUGCAAUUCGUUUUUGGGACAUUAGGCGAGCUGGAUGUUUUCAUGUUUUAGACCAGUCCCAAUGUCAGCUUGGGAAACGCCCACCUCUACUUCCACGUUCCUAUCCAAAUAAGAAUUCAACUUCUAAAUCUUCACCAGCAACUCAUAUACCAUGUAUAAAGGCCCGUCCAUCGCAACGAAAAACAGUAACCAAUAACAGCAACAAACUGCCUGUUAUUGAUAGACAAAUUAGUAGGGGGUCAUCAAAGCAAAGAUUACACCCAGGGAUGUUAUCCUCUCAGGAUCGUGCCACUGCUCAUUAUGGUGUGGUUAGUAGUUUGAAAGUGACUAAUGAUGGCAUGUACCUUUUAAGUGCAGGUACGGAUUCAAGGUUAAGAUUGUGGGAUAUAGAGUCUGGUUGCAACACUCUUGUAAACUAUGAAACUGCACGCCUUCAAACUACUAAGGCCCUACAAGUUGCUAUAUCCGAUGAUUCUACUACAGUCUUUGUUCCAUGCAUGACGACCACUAAAGCAUUUGACUUAUGGUCGGGAAAGGCAGUGAUGAAUUUUCGUGGGCAUUAUGAGAAUGUAAAUUGUUGUUGGUACAAUUCUCAGGAGCAGGAACUAUAUACGGGAAGUAAUGACAGGCAAAUUCUCGUCUGGUCACCAGCCAAAACUGUUAUUGAAGAUGAAUCUAAUUUAAAGAUGAAAAUGGGCAUUGAUGAAGAUAAUUGGAGUGACUGAAGAUCAUUGUACAUCUUUUACUGGGUUUGCUUGUGUUUGAAGGUCUUCUGGUGUUUAAUUCAUUGUUAUCUUUUAUUAGCAAACAUAGACCUACACUAAGAAUGAAUUGAACAAUAAUAAUUUUGGAGGGGGGUGUAUCUGACAAUAGAUUAACCUUGUCCUCUUCUUUGUGUAGCCUUCUUUUUUUGGUCGUGUUUGGAUGUAGAUCUACAUACUUCACAACAUAUUUCAGCCAUCCCCAAUCUCCA